AUGGAAAACGAAAAUACGAACGCCGACACAAACAAUUCGUUAACCCCAAACAACUAUCCAGCCUUUGCGACCGUUAAUCGUGUUACUGUCAAAGUGCCGCCAUUUUGGAAGAGCGAUCCGGCAAUAUGGUUUGCACAGGUAGAGGCACAAUUCCAUUUAGGUGGAAUUACGAACGAUUUGACAAAAUAUAACCAUAUAGUAGGUGCAGUUGACACUGAAAUAUUAUCACAGGUGUCUGACAUCAUUCAAAAACCCCCGGAUACCGACAGAUAUAAUACUUUGAAAAAUCGACUCAUCGAAUUAUUUACCGAUAGUCAAGAAUCAAAAUUACGCAGACUUCUAGGAGACAUGCGUUUAGGCGAUAAGAGACCGUCAAUGCUGCUAAACGAAAUGCAAAGACUGGGAGGAAUGGCAUGUAGCACGCAACUACUUAAAACCUUAUGGUUACAACAACUACCGGUAACUACACAAUCUUGUCUAACAAUGAGUACUAACAAUGAGUACAAUGAGGACAAUUGA
Acyrthosiphon pisum (pea aphid) is the source of this 519-nucleotide messenger RNA. RefSeq lists its product as uncharacterized. The record is from RefSeq and is a predicted model, not a curated record. Bases 1 to 519 code for a protein of 172 amino acids. The transcript has a single exon. Lineage: Eukaryota; Metazoa; Arthropoda; Insecta; Hemiptera; Aphididae.